ACUGGAAACUGUCCAGCACUGGAAAGAUCUACUUUUGAUAAGAGGAAAUGCCUGCAGGGCAUCUAUGAGGAUCUGAACACCUACAGGGCAGAGCUGAAGAACUUCAAUGAUCAGGAGGUGCUGACAACUAUUGAUGAAAUGAUGAAAGCCCUGGAGCCCCACAGCAGUGGUGAGAGCAUCAUCGUGCCGCAGGCGUCGGCGGGCGCGGGGCUGAGCUCCUUCAGGGAGCGGCUGCGGCUCUGCAGCCUCCUUCACGCCUUCCGCAUCCGCACCGUCACCAUCAGCCGCGUGAUGAGCUACCUCAGCUCUCCCGAGAGCUCCGGCCCUCCUGCCCUCGGGGUAUAA
This is a messenger RNA of Antrostomus carolinensis (chuck-will's-widow), 345 nucleotides long. It is a transcript of the gene IL12A, whose product is annotated as interleukin 12A. The annotation marks the transcript as partial. Gene Ontology annotation, cellular component: extracellular region. The transcript is spliced from 3 exons. Lineage: Eukaryota; Metazoa; Chordata; Aves; Caprimulgiformes; Caprimulgidae. The record is from RefSeq and is a predicted model, not a curated record. Gene Ontology annotation, biological process: immune response. Gene Ontology annotation, molecular function: interleukin-12 receptor binding; growth factor activity.